UGGUGGGGUCGAAAUGACCAGUAAAAAACUAAGGCUGAAUACUCAUUUCCCAAAAUUGUCGGGAAAUUUCCCUAUCAGCCAGAAAAGAUUUAAGGCGAAGGAUCUUGAUCAAUUAGACAUCAACAAGCCAUGGGUGAUGAGGUGUUGACAUAAGAUUGAGUCUAUAAGAGCAGAGAUUCAUGGAUGAUAGGAAAAUCUAUUACGAAGAAAUAUAGAUGAGGAGAUUGGGGUUGAAGGAAAAUAGUUAGAGAAUUAGUUAAAGUUCCGAGUUGAUGACAUAAAAGGCCGGCUUCUAGAGCUCACCAAUCUUGUUUUUACUGAACGAGUCCUAUUGUUACUAAAACUCUUCUCUAGUUUAACGACAUUCGAUCAGUCCGAUGCAUUUGAGACACUAUCUUCUUCUUUAGAUAAUCUUAAUAAGAGGUCUUGAGAUUUCUCUGCUUCUUUAGCAACUUCGUUUUGAUGUUCAAAAUAAUUAAUUUUAAGCUCUUCCAUCCACAUUGCUUUAUCCCUUUGGGACGGAUUCCCUUUAUUAGUUACUAAACUGUUCUGACUUCUCCCAAAAAUAGGAAUAUUGGUUAUGGGUUGUCUCCCUUCAUCUGCUAACUCAGGGCUAACAUCCUCAUCUCUUUUCAAACAAUAGAGCUCCUGAGGGUCAAGGUCAUUGUCUGCUUUCUUUCAUUUAUCGAAAACACUCAUCAUAUUACUUUUAUUCAAUAGCAAU
Molecule: messenger RNA, 724 nt
Organism: Moneuplotes crassus
Lineage: Eukaryota; Ciliophora; Spirotrichea; Euplotida; Euplotidae
Source: the annotation of a GenBank genome assembly